UUAUUGUCAGGAAUGUGUAGUAGCACUCAAACUAAUUUACCGCACCGACUGUGCCACACUCCCGCAGGGCAUCAUCCUCUUGUUUGGGACGCGCGUACUGGAUUAUCUCCCGGUGGUUUGACACAGGCUCCUCUUGGCUCUAAAAACGAACCUUUUAUCAUGCGAUUUGUACUUGAUUAAAUCGUUUUUGUUGUGUUUUUUGACUUGGAAGAAGACUGUUUUUUCCAGCGCGACUUCAAUGCCAGAUUCAGCGAAAAUGAGCAAAAACGGAAUGGUGACCAAAAUCCACACGAGGAUAAGAAAUGACCCGUUCAUAUCCAAUUACGAGCUGGUCGGCAAAGAACUGGGCAGGGGAAAGUUUGCGGUGGUGAAGAAGUGCAUUGAGAAAGCGACCGGGAAGCAGUAUGCUGCCAAGUUCCUGCGAAAGCGACGGAAGGGCGAGGACUGCCGCACGGACAUCUUAAACGAGAUCGCCGUGCUGGAGUCGGCCAAGGCAAACCCCUAUGUGGUGGCACUGCAUGAGGUCUACGAAACCAACACCGAAAUCGUCCUCGUUCUGGAGUGCGCCGCCGGUGGCGAAAUCUUCAACCAGUGUGUUGCAGAUAACGACGAGGCCUUCACGGAGACAGAUGUGAUCCGACUGGCCAAGCAGAUCCUGAACGGCGUGGCCUUCCUGCACCGGAAUAAUGUCGUGCACCUGGAUCUGAAACCCCAGAACAUCUUGCUGACCAGUGCCAGACCGCUUGGGGACAUUCGUAUUGUGGACUUUGGCUUGUCCAGACGCAUGGACAAAAUCACAGAAGUCAGGGAGAUCCUGGGUACCCCGGAGUAUGUGGCACCAGAGAUCCUGAACUAUGAACCCAUUAGCACUGCGACAGACAUGUGGAGUAUCGGGGUCCUGACCUACGUCAUGCUGACGGGCGAGUCUCCAUUCCUGGGUGAAGAAAAGCAGGAGACAUUCCUCAACAUCUCCCAAGUCAACGUUGACUACUCGCAGGACACAUUUGAAGGGGUCUCCCCCCUGGCUGUUGACUUCAUCAAGGCCUUGUUGGUUAAAAAUCCCAGGAAGAGAGCCACAGCGGAAGACUGCCUCAACCACCCCUGGCUGAACUCGGUCGCCCAUCCCCAUCCCCACUCCCACCCGCUCCUCGACACCUGCUCGGCCUCUUCUUUGGACGACCCGGAGACGAGCCAGUCGGAGUCGGAGCCCGAGAGCCCGGCUCCGUCCCCCGAGCUGGACUUGAUCGGGUCGUACCUGGCGUGCCCGGGCCAGGGCGGGCUGAAGGCGGGCCGUGACGCCUUCUCCUUCAGCGAGCCCCCGUUCCCCACGCGGCCUGAAAUAAAGCAGGAGCUGAUCUGCUGAACGACAGGCGGACAGAGACUGAAUAAAACUCCACGGAGCAGAUGCUGGAAGCCAGUGCGCGCCCACAGCUUCUCGGCCUUGACGUGACUCGGGGCCGUGCUAUAUGGAUGCUGUAUGCCUGGCUGCUUCUACUGCUGUGAUGUCUGUGAGCUGGGCUGUGUGUUGUUUAAUACCUCUGCUUGUGUUUGAGUAAUACACGCUUCUCCGUGCUGGUUUAUGAUUGCUGGGAAGGAAUGUGAGAAGAAUGAAGAUGCAGGAAAAAAAAGAGUGGGAGAAGACACACAAGGACUUUGUCGCAGGACUGCACUGCUGCCUUAAAAGUGACAGCUUGAACACUGUGGCUAGUUCACCCCUGCAUGCACACUGGUUCCUCUUUUUUUAUUUUUUAACCCAAUUAGCCUUUUGAACUGGGUUCCAGAGGAGGGGCAGCCACAGGAAAUGACUUCACUCACUGUGUGCUCUCAUCAAAACAAGUUAUGCUUCAGCUGACCCAGACAUACCUUCUGUGAUGAGUUCUGUUGAAGGAAGCAAAAGGUUUUGACAGAUGGUUGUACUUAACAAAAGGAUUAAAGCAAAGGACAGCACCUACGCUGAAGCCAGAUUGUUCCACUGUUUUUAUGUUUAUUUAUGUGUUUUUCUUCACCCCCUUAAAUACUCAAAGCCACAUCAAUGAGUUUAACAUGGAAAUGGUAGCAUUCUUUUUUUUUUCCAAGGACAAUCUUAAGCACUUUUUAUUUUGUUAUUGGACUUCCAUGUUAUAGAGAGAAUCUUAAGGCUUUUCAAGCACAUCAGCUGUCACACAAUGUACUGUACAUAUUAACCAUUUCCCUACACCCACUGUUUUUGUCACCUUUUUUUUUGCCACAAAGUGCCACUUGUUCAACCUCACUUCUGCGUUAAUAUUAAAGUUUUAUUGUAUAAAGUUCAUUUUGUUGGCUAUUGCACAAGUUGCACAAGUUGUAUUUUUUUUUUACUUAACUGCAAGGUUGCCACAAGAUUUCAGGGUCUUCAAAUAUUGUGAAAACAUCAGUCUUGGAAAGAGGGGAUGGCAGGGGUUGAAAGCAACAGUUCAGUUCCGUUAUGAGAAUUGUAAUAGAUGACAUGGUCAACUGAAGUUUUGUAUAAAUAUUUGAUGUUUGCCUUCAAACGCUCGGGAGCAGAGAAAUUGGGAAGAAUUUCUCCAAAAAAAGUACUGAAAUGUAUAUUGUGAGUUAGUAUUAAGAUUAAUCUGUAAAAUAUUUGUUUUUGUUUUUUUAUGAAUGUUAACAUCAUUAUAUCAUGUCUUAUUUUGUACGUUAACUUUUACUUAUUCCUGUUUUCUGCUCAUGAAUUACAGGCAGGUUUGCACUUGUCCUUGUGGACGUCAUGUUUAAAUGAAUAAAUGUUGAUGGCAUGCAUUGCAAAAUGUAACGAAGAAAAAUACAGGUGCAUUUUGUAUCAAA
This is a messenger RNA of Centropristis striata (black sea bass), 2805 nucleotides long. RefSeq names its product serine/threonine kinase 17a like (gene stk17al). Gene Ontology annotation, biological process: protein phosphorylation; intracellular signal transduction; positive regulation of apoptotic process. The record is from RefSeq and is a predicted model, not a curated record. The transcript has 7 exons. Gene Ontology annotation, cellular component: nucleus. NCBI's taxonomy places the organism in Eukaryota, Metazoa, Chordata, Actinopteri, Perciformes, Serranidae. Bases 239 to 1363 code for a protein of 374 amino acids. Gene Ontology annotation, molecular function: ATP binding; protein serine/threonine kinase activity.